Messenger RNA from Coturnix japonica (Japanese quail), 5028 nucleotides. It is a transcript of the gene ANKRD28, whose product is annotated as ankyrin repeat domain 28. Gene Ontology annotation, molecular function: protein binding. The record is from RefSeq and is a predicted model, not a curated record. NCBI's taxonomy places the organism in Eukaryota, Metazoa, Chordata, Aves, Galliformes, Phasianidae.
AUGAGUCGAGUCUGUAUUGUUGUUUUGGAGGAGGAGGAAGAUGAUUCUCCCACAUUUGUUUCCAGUAUACCUCAGGAAAAUAUAUGUUUGCGUCCAUUACCUCCCGGAAAUGUGCUGCCACCGUUGGUUCAAGCUAUAUUUAAUGGAGACCCUGAUGAAGUUCGAGCAUUAAUAUUUAAGAAAGAAGAUGUUAAUUUUCAGGAUAAUGAGAAAAGGACCCCUUUACAUGCUGCUGCCUAUCUGGGAGAUGCAGAAAUUAUUGAACUACUUAUUUUAUCUGGAGCUAGAGUUAAUGCCAAAGACAGCAAAUGGUUGACUCCUUUACACAGAGCUGUGGCGUCUUGUAGUGAGGAUGCUGUUCAGGUGUUGCUAAAGCAUUCAGCAGAUGUCAAUGCUCGUGAUAAAAACUGGCAGACGCCCUUACAUAUAGCAGCUGCAAAUAAAGCUGUGAAAUGUGCCGAAGCUUUGGUGCCUCUUCUGAGUAAUGUAAAUGUGUCUGAUCGGGCAGGUAGAACUGCGUUGCACCAUGCAGCCUUCAGUGGACACGUUGAGAUGGUCAGCUUGCUGUUGUCUAGAGGAGCCAAUAUUAAUGCAUUUGACAAGAAGGACAGAAGAGCUAUACACUGGGCAGCAUAUAUGGGUCAUAUUGAAGUUGUUAAAUUACUUGUGGCCCAUGGAGCUGAAGUAACAUGCAAAGACAAGAAAUCAUAUACACCUUUACAUGCUGCAGCAUCUAGUGGGAUGAUCAGUGUAGUCAAAUAUCUUCUCGAUCUUGGAGUUGAUAUGAAUGAACCAAAUGCCUAUGGAAAUACUCCUCUUCAUGUAGCGUGCUACAAUGGACAAGAUGUUGUAGUGAACGAACUCAUAGACUGUGGUGCUAACGUAAAUCAAAUGAAUGAAAAGGGGUUUACACCUUUGCACUUUGCUGCUGCAUCAACGCAUGGAGCGCUGUGUUUGGAACUUUUGGUCUGUAACGGAGCAGAUGUAAAUAUGAAGAGUAAAGAUGGGAAAACACCUUUGCACAUGACGGCGAUCCAUGGUAGAUUUUCAAGAUCUCAAACCAUCAUUCAAAAUGGAGCUGAAAUAGACUGUGAAGAUAAGAAUGGAAAUACUCCUUUGCACAUAGCAGCUAGAUAUGGCCAUGAGCUACUAAUCAACACUCUGAUUACGAGUGGUGCUGACACUGCAAAGCGGGGUAUACAUGGGAUGUUUCCUCUCCAUUUGGCAGCAUUAAGUGGAUUUUCAGACUGCUGCAGAAAGCUCCUUUCAUCAGGUUUUGACAUAGACACACCAGAUGACUUUGGCAGAACUUGUCUUCACGCAGCUGCAGCUGGAGGGAAUUUGGAGUGCCUAAAUCUUCUGCUGAAUACUGGUGCAGACUUCAACAAAAAGGACAGAUUCGGGAGAACUCCACUCCAUUAUGCUGCUGCCAAUUGUAAUUAUCAGUGCCUGUUUGCCCUUGUGGGAUCUGGAGCUAGUGUGAACGACCUUGAUGAGAGGGGUUGUACACCUCUGCACUAUGCAGCCGCAUCAGACACAGAUGGAAAGUGCCUGGAAUACUUGCUAAGAAAUGAUGCCAAUCCAGGGAUCCGAGACAAGCAAGGAUACAAUGCAGUUCAUUAUUCUGCUGCUUACGGUCAUCGCUUGUGUCUUGAAUUGAUUGCGAGUGAAACGCCUCUCGAUGUUCUAAUGGAAACAUCAGGUACUGACAUGCUGAACGAUUCAGACAACAGAGCACCUAUAAGUCCAUUACAUUUAGCUGCCUACCACGGCCACCAUCAAGCUCUGGAAGUGCUGGUACAGUCGCUGCUUGACCUUGAUGUGAGGAAUAACAAUGGAAGGACGCCACUGGAUCUUGCUGCCUUCAAGGGACACGUCGAAUGUGUAGAUGUGCUCAUUAAUCAGGGAGCAUCAAUCUUGGUGAAAGAUUAUGUUGUGAAGAGAACCCCAAUACAUGCAGCAGCUACAAACGGUCACUCUGAAUGUUUGCGACUAUUGAUAGGAAAUGCGGAACCACAGAAUGCAGUGGAUAUUCAAGAUGGAAAUGGACAGACUCCUUUGAUGUUGUCCGUUCUCAAUGGGCACACGGACUGUGUUUAUUCACUUCUUAACAAAGGAGCAAACGUUGAUGCCAAAGAUAAGUGGGGAAGGACAGCAUUACACAGAGGGGCAGUCACUGGGCAUGAGGAAUGUGUGGAAGCACUACUUCAACAUGGUGCUAAGUCCUUAUUAAGAGACUGUAGGGGGCGAACCCCUAUACAUUUGUCAGCUGCUUGUGGACAUAUAGGUGUUCUAGGAGCUCUGUUGCAGUCAGCUACAUCUGUGGAUGCAGUACCUACAAUAGCAGACAAUCAUGGCUAUACAUCGCUGCACUGGGCCUGUUAUAAUGGUCACGACAGCUGUGUAGAACUCCUCCUGGAACAAGAAGUUUUCCAGAAAAUGGAAGGGAACGCUUUCAGUCCAUUGCAUUGUGCUGUGAUAAAUGACAAUGAAGGUGCUGCAGAAAUGUUAAUUGAUACAUUAGGUGCUGGUAUUGUAAAUUCAACAGAUUCAAAGGGAAGGACUCCUCUUCAUGCAGCAGCUUUUACAGAUCACGUUGAGUGUCUACAGCUUCUACUCAGUCACAAUGCUCAAGUAAAUGCUGUAGAUGCUUCUGGGAAAACACCUUUAAUGAUGGCUGCAGAAAAUGGACAGACAAAUACUGUUGAGGUGCUGGUUAGCAGUGCUAAGGCUGAUCUGACUUUGCAAGAUAGUUGUAAGAACACAGCACUCCAUUUGGCUUGCAGCAAGGGUCAUGAAACUAGUGCCUUGUUAAUACUGGAGAAGAUUACGGACAGAAACCUCAUCAAUGCCACCAACGCAGCCUUGCAAACACCUCUGCAUGUUGCUGCUCGAAAUGGACUAACAGUCGUAGUUCAAGAACUCCUAGGAAAGGGAGCAAGUGUACUUGCUGUGGAUGAGAAUGGUUACACACCAGCUCUGGCCUGUGCACCCAACAAGGAUGUGGCCGAUUGCCUCGCUCUCAUCCUGGCCACGAUGAUGCCCGUUUCAUCAAGCAGCACGUUACCUUCCCUGACAUUCAAUGCCAUUAAUCAUUACACCAACACCUCUAAAACUGUCACCUUCGAUUCCUUGCCAAUCAUGAGGAGUGAUCAUAGCUCUUAUUGUACUUUCAACAAUAUUGGCAGGGAGGAUGGCUACCCCUAUACAGAAGAAGACGAACUCAAUGACUCAGAUUCUGAGACCUAUUGAACUCUGCAUUUUGUGGGGCUGGAGAGCAACCUCUGACACUUGGAAGGUCGUCACGUUUGUGCUUUUGAAAAAAGCUGUUGGGAUUUGAAUACAAAGAAGAGGACAGACCUUCGGAGGAUGCUUUUUAUCGUGGUUGCGUAUAACAAAAUCCAUGAGACUCGGGAAGGAUUUUUAAGAGCAUAUUUUGCAGAAGAAGCAGAAAUUCUUGGAUAAAUUCUUGGAACCUGAGGCAAAAAAAAAUUUAAAAAAUCAAUUUAAAGAAUGUCAAAACUGCUCUAUAUAACUGUUCUGCCAUUCUGUGUCUGGUGCCGGGAGUAACUUGUGCAGAGUGGGUGCCCUCCUCGAUGUCAGUGAACACAGCACCGUUGUACAACGCAGAGGGGGCCGGAUUGAACUAUUGUCAAUAGAACAAAAAUCAUUUUGAAGGCAAUAAAAGAGUUUGGUACAGUAGGCAUCGUUUGUGCUGCAAAUUGCCAAAGGACCAAAUAACUUAAAAGGUGGUUUUUUUGUUUUAUUUUGUUUUGUUUUGUUUUUAAUUAAAGACCUUUUUGUGAAAACUGGAAUAGAAUCGCGGAGAAGUCGUUUUAACCAAACCUUAAUUCCUUCUGGGAAAGAAGCUUAAGAUUUGGUUUGAAGUGUUGAUUUUUUGUUGCUGUUUACCAUCUUAAAGCCUUCUGACACCAUUAAAUGUACCGUGAAAGAAAAGCAGGUUUAUUUUUUUUAAAUUUUGUUUUCUUUUUCCUUUUAGACAACAGGAAAAUGGAAUUUGUCAUACUUUUCUAAUACUAAAACUAAACCAGCUAACAAGGUGAAGUCAGGGUGAAAAAUGUACAGUGUAAUAAACAAGGGAAGGGUGGGAGAUGGGGGGGGGAGGGGAAGCGGUCAUUGUUGCACAGGUUUAGACUUCUAAACUUCGGUGGUUUGAAUUGAGAUUAUUAUUAUUUUUAAUUUAAAAUACGUAACUUGGAAACUAUGAAACUGCAUAAAGGGAAUGGAAAUGUCUCCAUAGCCCCGUCGGGAGUGAGAGUUCUUUUUGACGACGUGUCCGCUUCCUUACAUCGACAGAUUUGUACGUAAAGCUCCAAUUGUAAAAUCCCCCACUGCUGGUUUUUGGUUUUGAAUCCUGGAGUUACUGGGGGAGGGGGAGGGGAAUUUCAAAGUAUAUUUCCCUGUUAGAAAGAAGUCCAGUGUCUGGUCUGUGGGAAGAGCUGUGUAUCUUUGUUGUGCUCCGUUUAGAACUGAACAGCAGAAGCAGGUCCCCUAAUGGCGUUUGGCCUCACACGAAGAUUUCUAUUUUUUUUUAUUUAUAACAGACUACUGUGUUUUUUUAAUUGCCCGAAGAACAGAAAACUGACAUAAGCAAGAUGGAGUCUCAUCUGUUCAAUAUGAGUACUUACUUUAUUUGGCUCUGCUUUAACUACAACUGUUACUUUUUGAGUGAACUGGCUGAUGUACGUGCAAGGAAUCCUUGCAUGUCCUGGUGAAGUACCAAUAAAUUACUGCAAACCGAUUCAAAUUUCCUUUUUAUCCUUUUUGUAUUGUGAAACUGGAAAUCUUUAUGAUAUUGUAAAUUAUCAUCUGUUUUUCUGAACAUAAUGUGGAAACACGGGACAAUAUUUUGAUCUAUUUGAUAAUUUUGUGGGUUUUUUUGAAGAAUUAAUGAGCAUGUACAUAGAAAUAGUGACUGCUUGAAUACUGUAUUUACCUGCACUCUUUCAGUACUUCAAGAUUCUUGUAUAUUUUACGGAGUAUAAUAAAACCCAAAUGUGAGUUCUA